GAGGGGGGGCGGGGGGGGGCGGGGAGCCUUCCGUGCGAAACAGAGAACAAGAGGAAUAGGGGGACCGCGAGAAAGAGAGAAAGAAGAGAAAGAGGAGAGGAGAAGAGAAAGAGAGGGGUUGUUUUCCCCUUGCCCAGACCAGACCCGAGAAAGAGAUUGAGAGAGAGACCCGAGAGUUGAGAGAGAGCUGAGAUUGGGGGAAGAGAGGGGCGUACCGUGGUGGCUGGGUCACCGGCGACGUGCAGCAGUGGCUCUUCCGGCGACGUGGCAGCAAACCCGCGACCCAGAAUCGUCACGUUAGUGGUUCUGGGAAUAUCCUUACAGUUUCCAAUUUGCUUUCACGGAGCGAGCGGUUUUGGGAAAGGUUCUAUUGGAAAAUGUUUUCUAUGGGGAGCAAAUUGAGCAAUGAAUUGAGAAAAACCUAGGCUGCGACGUGACAGGAACCUGGUCUUGUUCUUCCUCGAGUUCUCUGAGGAAUCUCUCUGUGUCAAUCAGAGUCUCCACUAGACGAAGAUGACACUCAAAUGGGUUUUGCACUGGCAGCCAAAUGCAGGAAGCACUGUGAACAGUCAAAUCCUGAGCGAAGUCUCGCAGUGCGUCGAGAGCAUCAAUGGCGUCAAAGAAGGCCGCUGGAGAGCCACCCUCACCUUCUACAAACCCCACACCCGAGAACAGUCAAUGGCGGUCGAUUUCCCGCGCGAUUUUCUAGGGAUUUCACUGCCGGAGCAGCCGAACAAGUACUACUUCAUAAUCCGAGGGCAGCGCAUUGUGCUCGAGGCGGACUCGUCGAUUCAGACUCUCAUGGAGAAGCUUCAGUCUUACAAGACCCGUGUCGCGCUUCAUUUCGAUGGCUUUCAGUACCAACUGGGUGACUUUCAGCUGAGAGUGGGAAAAGUUGUUCCUACUCACUCCGAGAAUUUGAGAGGGAUAGUAAUGGAGGUAGAGUAUCUUCCAAUUUCCUCUGUGGAGAAAGCGAGGCAAAUCAUGGAAGAGUUCCUGGAUAUAUGGCAAGAAGCUGUAUCAAAAAGAUCAUUACCAGGACAUUUUAUGCAUAUGGAACCAAAUUUUGCAGAGUAUGGCCUUGCAGAUCACUAUACUUCCCAACACACUGCUGUUCAAUAUGCUACAGUAAUGGCUCAACUCAUUGCAACAGUGCAAGCAGUGCAAUCAGUGAGAAAUUAGCAAAGGGUGAAAGAUUUGUGUCAUGUAUCUGAUAUGUAUAACUGCCUCCUUUUCAUUUUUCCUUCUGCAUUUUAAGUUUAAAUCCAGUAUCUGAAGCUUUAAUUGAUGCACCACUUAGAAUCCUACUUGUUUUGCGACUAGAUUUUAGACACCUUAUCAUUAUUUUUACUUCUGUAAAGAUAUGCAAUACAACAGAGACGAGUAAAAUGCAUGACUAUAAGUUACUUUA
This is a messenger RNA of Corylus avellana, 1411 nucleotides long. RefSeq names its product mediator of RNA polymerase II transcription subunit 20a. Gene Ontology annotation, cellular component: mediator complex. Lineage: Eukaryota; Viridiplantae; Streptophyta; Magnoliopsida; Fagales; Betulaceae. The record is from RefSeq and is a predicted model, not a curated record. Gene Ontology annotation, biological process: regulation of transcription by RNA polymerase II. Gene Ontology annotation, molecular function: transcription coactivator activity.